AUGGAUUGGGCAGGCCUUUAUGGCGGCCAAUACGGGGUCCCCUUCGUUUAUGCUCAAGGAGCCAACCACCAGGGAGGUGUUCCCAUGAUAAACCCAGGAGCUGCCUACGGCGGCAGCCUCGCUGUUGAGAACCAACCACCCGUCGCGAAUCCCAGCGGUGUCCACCAAUCUAAUCAACCUCAACCCCAUCCGGGUAAUCUCAACAGCAACACGUUGAGCUCGCAAGACCAGGUCGCAUUGUACCACAUGCUCCUGGCCAACCAGCCCCAUCAGCAGAUGGUCCCUCACCAACAGAUGGUCCAUCACCAACAGAUGGCCCCUCACCAACACAACGUUGACCAUCAUAACCACAACCAGGUGCACAUGAACCAUCACGCUCAGAACAUGGUCGAAGUCGCCAACUUGCAAGCGCCUCCUCCCGCGGGCAAUGCAAAAGUCCCUCUUCCCCAUCCCCAAGCGGAGCACCCGGCGGUUCGGGCCCUCUCCGCCAUUACCCCGGCCACUGAGACCGAGGACAUUAAGCUCAUUAUCAGGAACGCGGCAGCUGUCCUACACGCCCACCAUCAAAAGCAAUGUGGCCGCGCUGGUUGCAACGCCCGCGCUUAG
This is a messenger RNA of Neurospora tetraspora, 606 nucleotides long. RefSeq lists its product as uncharacterized. NCBI's taxonomy places the organism in Eukaryota, Fungi, Ascomycota, Sordariomycetes, Sordariales, Sordariaceae. The transcript is spliced from 3 exons. The coding region runs from base 1 to 606 and encodes 201 amino acids. The record is from RefSeq and is a predicted model, not a curated record.